AUGGCGGGCGUAAUAUUUAGGUCCUUUCUUAGUUGCAUAGCAACAAGAGACGCUCGUUUUAGACCAGCCUCAAGUUUGAGAAAAACUACCCGGGUAGUGAGGGGAGUAAAUUGAUAGGAGUUUUACUGGAGAAAAAAAAGCCUAUCACAACUGUUUACGUCUUUUCUUUCUGAAGUUUCCAUUUUUUCUUUGUCUCAAUUGCGAGUGGAAGACAGGGGAACAGGGCAGAUUUCCUCUGCGUGACAUGGAGAGAAUUGUUUUUCCGUAACAUUCCUGCUUCAAUUCCCCUCCUAUUUUUAAAAAUAGCAUAUGCAGUAAAUCAAUUCUCGAGUAUAUAAUGGAUUUUGGCAUGAAAAUGGUGGUAAACAAAGCAUAUAAUCAAUUUUUGCACGCUAAGAAGUUGCUUCCAUUCGAAGCCUAUAAUUCUCAAGUCCGCUUUGAUUGGCUGACGCUAAUGAAUAAUAAUUAUUUACUUAUUUCUGAUUGGUUGAGGACGGACAAGCUCUUCAAGACGAAGAGGCGACGCGGUUUGGAUUAGAGUGAGUGAUUAUAUUGUUGAGUUUUAAUGCUGAUAGUUUAGCAUCCUGAUUGUUUUCUACGGACGUGAAUAGAUUGGUACGUUUCUUCAAUGUAUCCUUUUCUAAAAUCUGGCUUUUAAUUCACUCGUUUUUCCUUUGAUUUUGCACAGGACAUCAUGGAAAACCCCACAAGUGUUCCUGAAUUGAUGCAAUUCGUCCAAGCGACCUUACAAAGCAUGCAAGAAAAGUUUCAAAAUGUCGAAGACUCAAUCGUGAAACGAAUGACCGAGACUGGGAAGAAACUGGACGAGAUAGAGAAAGGACUCACGGAUCUGAUGGAUCAUUCUGGAAUGGGGGAGCCUUAUGAAGAAGAUCUUGAAUCGGACAAAGAUUUCUCCGAUACAGACAAGGGCAGAUGAUGACGAUGAAUCGCAGAUGACGGUUGCUGGUAACCCCGGUUGCUAGAGGCAUAAGUAAUGUAAACAGAUCGUUCACUUAACGUAGAUUAUUUUUAUUUGAGUAGAUUCCACUAUGUGUUUAGUAUAGUUGUUAGAAACAUCGUGUUCUUUUCCCAAUUUUAUAUGUAAAGCAGCCUAAAUCCUGCAAAACGUUACUUUACGGUGGUAUGAUGUUGAAAUUAGUGGCCGUCGCGGUGUGUACACUGACACUACAAUUGCUUACUGAGUCAACUGGUGAAGCCGAUUAGCGAAGAAAUAAGCUUUUGACAAACAUUUUACUUUUAUUUAAAUUUAACCUGCAAGAAAAAAAAAUUGUAACGUAGAGGGCAUCACUGAAAGUACUUCCAGUUUUUUUAUAUUGUAAGUAUGGUUUUCAUGCUAAAUAUAUUUGUGUAGUUUGGGACUGAGAAAUAAACUACAAGUUGUCAUGACUUCAGUUGAAAUCAUUAUUCUUAGAUUCCUCUAACUCCUAACUCUCAAGUGAUCAGAAGGUAAUUUCUCUUCAGAAGUUUAAGACACUCUCAAAGUGAUGGUUGAUGGAAACUAGGAAAAAUAUGUACUUGCUUUUUUGUGAAUUAUAAAGAAUGGCCACAAAAGGAAUAAACGGU
Molecule: messenger RNA, 1584 nt
Organism: Pocillopora meandrina
Lineage: Eukaryota; Metazoa; Cnidaria; Anthozoa; Scleractinia; Pocilloporidae
Source: the annotation of a GenBank genome assembly